AUAUCGGUUUUGGCCCGGUUGUGUGUUUUGUUGCAAACAAAGUAGGACUCUCACCCCGCAGAGGCCAAAUGGACUAACCAGCUCGUUUUGUUUUGUUUUUAUUCGUAGUUCUAACAUAUCCGCAUCGAACUACGCAGAAAUGGGUCCGGGAUAAAAAGCGAGAAUACAUAUUCUUUUAGAAACACCGCGGACUACAGGGUUUGGAGUGCGGGCUGGAGGCGGCGGGCCGCGGCUGCGAAGGAGCUUAGCAGCCGGUCGAAGCGGAGACGGAGGGACUCGCCUGCUAUUGUGCGCUAAGACGGAAUUAUCGCCAUAUUGAAGCCUCGUCCCUACCCCUUACCACCCUUCCCGAUUCUGUUCUGGGAGUAUUCAGACCAGUAUCAUCGCCAAGAUAGCCGGGCCGGGCAGGAAGAGGCACACCUCAGAUCCAGACCCCAGCAGCGGCAGUGACUCCGGUGACGGGCGGCCUGUUAGUGCCAAGUGCCUGAAGAUGGCCAGCAGCAGUGGCAGCGGUGUGGCCGGUAGCGAGACGUCGGGCCGCCGCGGCGGCGGGGCUCAGCAGAGAGGGGUCGGCGGCGGCGGCGGCGGCAGGGAAAACGCCUCCGACCUCUCCUCCAGCACCAGCAAGAAGAAGCAGAAGGACCGGGCCAACCAGGAGAGCAGAGAGGCCAAGAGGGCGGCAGCUGCAGCCGCCGCAGCGGCAGACGGGGUGAUAGCGGAGGUCAAGAAAGAUGUGUUUGUGGACUGGAAGCAGAACGUGAAUGAAGUGACGGUCAGACUGCGCUGUGGGGAAGGUGUGCAGAGGAUAGAGGACAUCAACACCACCUACACAGACACGCACUGUCACGUGAGCUUCCCAGAUGGACGUGAGUGGAACUGCCAGUUACAGGAGGAAAUUGAGGCUUCAUGUAGUAAAGUGCAGUACAAGGAGAAGGGAGGUUUCCUGCAUCUCAUCAUGCACAAAAAGAUUCCCUUUCACAUUUGGCCUUCUCUUAAGUCCAACAAGAAAGAGAAGGAAGCCGUCCCCUCAGAGACCAAAAACGACGCCAGGCCCGUUGCCUUGGAGCCGUCGCAGAAACCCAAACUGUCAUCACCGCAGCCACAACUGCAACCUCAGCCUCCCUCAUCGCCUGCACACAGCGAGCCGAGGCGCAGCGCUGGAAAAGCUGAGCGGGGCAUCAAGCGCUGCCUGAAAAACAAACCAGCGUGCGACAAGGCCGCCACAGACUCUGUAGGGGCAAAAGGCGAAGCUGGAGACGGCUCGGCCGCCGGCACCAAACCCGUUAACGCCAUAACAGCCGAGCAGCAGCAGCAGCAGCCUCGGGAGCCCAGCGCCAAGCGCACCGUCGUACGGCUGCCCAAGGCCGGCAAGGAGGCCGCGUCGCCGGCAGACAGAGCGGCAGCCUCCGUCAAGUCCACAGCAACCACGCCCGCUGGUCGGAGCCCACAGACGCAACGCAGAGACGGAGACAACAGAGCGGACAGACCAGGCAGAGGUCAGGAUCAGGGACUGACCGCAGCUUCCAGCCGAACCAACAGAACUCAGCUGGCAGAGAAACAGAGCCAGUCUUCAGACAGGUCUGAAGUCGGUGAUACUCAGCCAGCGGCUCCCGUCAGCGCCAGCGACUGCCUCCAACCCGGCGGCUUCAACGAGAAAGCGGACUCUGCUUCUCCCCAAAGGCCGGAAGACAGAACAGAGUCUGAGCUGGACAGACCACCUGUUGAGCAGGAGUCUGCGCAGGAAACUCAGAGCCACCAGCAGCCUGGAUCAAGAGCAGCGGUACCAGUACCGGUACCGGCACCAGUACCUGCACCUGUGACUGAUGUGGCUGCCAAACAAAGCCAGUCCUCCGGUCUGUUUCCCAAGCAGAUCAGUUGUGAGGGAGAAGAAAAGCGGGACCAGUCGAAAGAAGAGCCUCCUCUGGAGAUGAAGCAGCAAGAAGUUCCAGAGCCGAUGGUCAACCUGCAGUUAGUGAAGAACGACUCGUACGAGAAAGGCACGGACCUGAUGGUGGUCAAUGUUUACAUGAAGGGGAUCUGCAGGGACACGGCCAAGGUCAUCUUCAGGGAGCAAGACUUCACCCUCAUCUUCCAGACGAGUGAUGCUAACUUUCUGCGGCUUCAUUCAGACUGUGGACCAAACACAGUCUUCAAGUGGCAAGUCAAACUCAGGAACCUGAUCCAGCCUGAGCAGUGCAGCUACUCGUUCACCCCGUCCCGCCUGGACAUCACACUGAAGAAGAGGCACAGCCAACGCUGGGGGGGUCUGGAGGCCCCGGCCACACAAGGUGCAGUGGGUGGCGCCAAGGUCGCUGUGCCCUCCGGUCCUGCCUGCAUGGAGAAGAGCCAGCCAGGCAGCAGCCAGCACAGCCUCCCGGCUAAGGAGGAACCUCCCAGGGUUGGGGAGGAAAAACCCAAGGCCCCUAAGGCCUCGUCCAGGGUCGAGGAUGGCGGUCUGGAAACUGUGGCCUCUCGUACCGUCUCCGAGCACGUUGCCAUCACCAAGCAAGAGCCCACUGUUGCAGCGCCUAAGCCCACCUGCAUGGUGCAGCCCAUGACCCAUGCACCUCCUGCCAGCAACGAACGCCUUGAGGAGGAGGAGGAGAAGAAGGUGUGCCUGCCUGGUUUUACAGGAUUGGUCAACCUUGGCAACACCUGCUUCAUGAACAGCGUCAUCCAGUCCCUGUCCAACACCAGAGAACUCAGGGAUUACUUUCACGACCGAGCAUUUGAAGCAGAAAUCAACUGCAAUAAUCCGCUGGGGACGGGAGGCAGACUCGCCAUCGGCUUCGCUGUGCUGCUCAGGGCGCUUUGGAAAGGAACACACCACGCCUUCCAACCCUCAAAACUCAAGGCGAUUGUGGCCAGCAAAGCCAGUCAGUUUACUGGUUACGCCCAACACGAUGCCCAGGAGUUCAUGGCGUUCUUGCUGGACGGACUCCACGAGGACUUGAACCGCAUCCAGAAUAAACCGUACACUGAGACGGUCGACUCGGAUGGACGACUAGAUGAAGUGGUGGCAGAAGAGGCAUGGCAGAGGCACAAGAUGAGGAAUGACUCCUUUAUAGUGGAUCUCUUCCAGGGACAGUUUAAAUCCAAGCUUGUGUGCCCCACAUGCUCUAAGGUGUCCAUCACCUUUGACCCUUUCCUCUACUUGCCUGUCCCGUUGCCCCAGAAACAAAAGGUGCUCUCAGUUUUCUACUUUGCUAAGGAACCUCAUAAAAAACCCAUCAAGUUUUUGGUCAGCGUGAGCAAGGAGAACUCCAGCACUGCUGAAGUCCUCGAGUCCAUUUCCAGGAGCGUGAGGGUCAAACCUGAGAACCUCAGACUGGCAGAGGUUGGGAAGAACCGCUUCCAGCGUAUGUUCCUUCCAUCCCAUUCCCUGGACACAGUUUCCCCCUCUGACAUGUUGUUCUGCUUCGAGGUGCUCUCCAAAGAAAUGGCCAAAGAGAGGGUGGUAGUGCUCAGAGUGCAGCAGAAACUCCAAGUCCCAAAUAUCCCCAUCUCAAAGUGCGCUGCCUGCCUGAAGCCUCCAGUGUCUGAGGAAGACAAGCUGAAGCGCUGCACUCGCUGCUAUCGUGUGGGCUAUUGCAAUCAAGUAUGUCAGAGGACCCACUGGCCCAAUCACAAAGGUUUGUGUCGACCCAACACAGAGAACGUGGGCCUGCCUUUCCUGGUCAGCGUCCCAGAGUCACGACUCUCCUAUGGCCGCCUCACCCAGCUACUAGAGGGUUACUCCAGGUUUUCCGUCAACGUGUUCCAGCCGCCUUUCCAGUCGGGCAGAACGUCCCCUGAAGCCUCCCAGUCCCGUGUAGAUCUUCCCUCGGUGCCGGCGGGUUCUCCUGAGGGUCCUGAGUCUGGGGACGAGGCCGUGGGUGGCAGCGGUUCUGUAGGAGCCGACGGCCUGGAGCCGGAGGGCCCCUCUCCUCAGCCUGAAUCCCAGGCAGAGUGCGCUCAGGCCUCGGCCGUCCACUCGGGGGAGUCGGACUCCCUCUCCUCCGGCACACGGACCGCGGACUCAGGAUUCUCCGAGCCCAUCUCCUCCUCGUCCUGCUGCUCCAUGGACCCUCACGCUGAAAAAGAGACGUCCUGCGAGAAGACGGUGCGACCGGAAGCUGCAGUAACAGGGUAUCAGCACCCAAGCGAAUCAGCGUCGGGUCACGCCAGUCAGUUCUACAUAGAUCUGCUGGACUCUAACAACAAGGAGCUAAGGCUGGAUGAGAAAGACGACGCUCUGUCAGACGUCCCUGAAGACGCGACCCUGGAGAUGGUGUGGAAGAACAACGAGCGCCUGAAGGAGUACGUGCUGGUGAGCUCCAAGGAGCUGGAGUAUGAGGAGGACCCCGGUUCUCUGAGUGAGACGGCCAGAGCCGGACACUUCACCCUGGAGCAGUGCCUCAAUCUCUUCACCAAACCCGAGGUGCUGGCGCCCGAGGAGGCCUGGUACUGUCCAAAGUGCCAGCAGCACCGCGAAGCCUCCAAACAGCUGCUGCUGUGGCGUCUCCCCAACGUCCUGAUCAUCCAGCUCAAACGCUUUUCCUUCAGGAGCUUCAUCUGGAGGGACAAGAUCAACGACAUGGUGGACUUCCCCGUCAGGAAUCUAGACCUGAGUAAGUUCUGCAUCGGCCAGAAGGACGAGAUGCAACAACCUCCCAUCUACGACCUGUACGCGGUCAUCAACCACUAUGGAGGGAUGAUCGGAGGACACUACACGGCCUACGCUCGCCUCCCGAGUGACAAGAACAGCCAGCGCAGUGACGUCGGCUGGCGUCUGUUUGACGACAGCACGGUGACCAUGGUGGAGGAGAGUCAGGUGGUGACGCGCUACGCCUACGUCCUCUUCUACCGCCGGCGGAACUCCCCCGUGGAGCGGCCGCCGCGCUUCCUCCGGCCCGUGGGAGCCGAGUCGCCCGCCGCCGCCGGAGCCACCGCCAGCCAGGCCUCUCUAAUAUGGCGGGAACUGGAGGAGGACGAGGAGGGGCUCGGCCGGGGGCCCCGCGGACUCUUCCGCUCGGCGCUGAGGAGGCGGCUCACGCGCAGGAGCAGGGAUGAGGAAGACGAAGACAAAGCGGAAGGGUCCGUGCGACGGCACCGCAGGCAGAGGAUGUCGGACUAUCCCGACGACGACUGCGUGCGAUACUUUGUUCUGGGCACGCUCACUGCAGUGCUCGCUCUGUUUGUCAACCUGGUCUAUCCUCUGUUCUACAAAGCCAACUGGACCUGAGCUAUAUGGUCCACAGAUAAUAAUUAUAAUAAAAGUUUUUAAUUAUAACACACUUUAAGAAUAAGAGCUAAGUGAGAUGUUUUAAACACGUAGAGUUAAACGGGGACAGAAACCGUCCCCGUGACUUAAGUCACUACAGCGCAUCGUACUUUUCCAUACCUGCAGUUUUUAGUGUCACAGUUUUGAUAUUUCUACUCAGAUGAAUCCUCUGUGACAUGUGACGGCCUUAAUCACCUGCUCUGUAUAUCUGGAUCUGUACAUGUGUCAUCCUACACCUAGAAACAGUAGUUUGCACAAAAAAAAAACCUCAACUGAAGGACCAGGGAGACUGUGAUGAGGAGGUUGGAAGCUCAAACUUUAGUUCUGCUGCACAAACACAACAAGUUUCUAUCUAGAAGUAAAAAACCUUCUAGUUUUUUGCUUGUGACCAACAGCUGUUGCCUUUUCCACUUCCUCAGAUAGAACUUAAAUAGAUUGUUGGGCUUUAAAAUGUCUGUUUCUGUCCAGCUGCCAUCUUGUUUUUUUUUUUUUUUCGUUAUGUAAAAUGUACAUUUUUACCAGCGUGUCCUGUAGUAAGAUUGGUUUUAUUUUCUUUAAUGUUUCUUCCUUUCAAAACGUUUUAUUUAACUCCUUCAAGCCAUAUUCUAACUGAAUGAUUUUAGCUUCUCAGGAUGAAUUGUGUUGCGUUGCCAGGUGACUAGGAAUUAACCGUCCACUCUGAAUGUAAUGUUGCUUCUGAUCGUGGACAGUUUGGAAACGUUAACGUUAAACCUACGAAGUCAUCGACACUUAACACGUUGGUGUCUCUUAGGCUCCAAACUGACCCCAGAUCGUUUAUUUUAGUGUGUGUUUGGUUCUCAGGGAAAUCUGUGCAAACCUUCGUUUGCCUUAAAGGCUUCACACACACACGAGAGCAUCAUCAGACCGUCUGUGGAGCGGUUUAUGCUGCUGUUAGUGGACGUCGUAACCUGCUUCAGCGUCAGACAUGAAAUGCUACAUUAAACAAAAUGCUAAUGCUUCUUGAAACUGGUAACGGCUCCACCCAGACACUAGUCAGCGCUGUGUCUUUUAUCUGUUUUUCUUUCUACUUCCUGCUUCACUUUCAACAUCAGCGACUUAAACUUUCCCUGGAAUUAGAAACACGAGUCGUACAAACAUCAGCGUGUUCCAUCUUUAUUCAUCAAAAAAUAACCGAUUUGAAAAGCAGGAAAACGCUAAAGAGGAAACACGCUAACGCUGAGCGGACCAAUCACAGCUCUUUGCUCGGUUUGGUUUCACGUCUGUGGAGCUGGUUCACACCAGGCUACGACGUCGGCGUCUGACGCAGAAGCAUAAACCGCCUGUAAUACUUGAGUAACACAUAUGCAACGUUGAAUGAAGUCUGUCAACUUUUUGAAGAAGAAAAAAAAAAGAAUCACUAUCUCGUGCACUAACGCGGUUUAGAUGAACUUGAAAAAUGUGAAAUGUCCCUGAACGUGAAUAUUGUCUUUGUUUCUUGUAAAUGCUCAUUGGUUUUAGUCGGGUUAACUGCAUUUAAAUGGAUCUGACUGAAGGAGAGAGAGGUGUGUGAGUGUGUGUGUGUAGUAUUAUUUAAUUGCAGAGAAUAAUCACGACUUGUAUUUUGUGAGAACUCUGUGUAAUAUAUAUUUUGAGUUGUUGCAAGUACUGUAUUUAAAAAGCUCCUGUUUUAAUUCAGCUGCAAUAAUGUGUCUGGAUACCUCCAUCUAAAUGCCAAUAUAUGAAGCUGUGUCCUCCUUCAGGAAAUAAAAUCUCCAUCAGUUCAUCUUAA
This is a messenger RNA of Mugil cephalus (flathead mullet), 7013 nucleotides long. RefSeq names its product ubiquitin specific peptidase 19 (gene usp19). The record is from RefSeq and is a predicted model, not a curated record. Lineage: Eukaryota; Metazoa; Chordata; Actinopteri; Mugiliformes; Mugilidae. Gene Ontology annotation, biological process: protein deubiquitination. Gene Ontology annotation, molecular function: cysteine-type deubiquitinase activity. Bases 491 to 5224 code for a protein of 1577 amino acids. The transcript has 26 exons.